This is a messenger RNA of Lolium perenne, 1620 nucleotides long. Its product is annotated as CRIB domain-containing protein RIC1. The record is from RefSeq and is a predicted model, not a curated record. NCBI's taxonomy places the organism in Eukaryota, Viridiplantae, Streptophyta, Magnoliopsida, Poales, Poaceae.
AGCUAUCAAGAUCAAAUAUUUGUACAAAGUAAUCUUCAAAGAACAUAUCUUGAAUUAAGGGAGUGGGACAGAUCACCAUUCUCCAACUCAGUAGGUCAGAUGUUUCAUCUCACUUGGAUACGUCACGGCUGAAGAUCUGCUAUCUUCAUUUCAAAAGGAUGAAAUAACGAAUUCACGUACAACUUAAAUGUCAUAGCUGUAGGCGACAUUUCAGCUGGUCCUGAGUUCAAUGACGUGUUCUUAACUUCGCACCUCAAUGCUACCUAAUACCAGCAAGCAUUAGGACCAUGAUGCACAUGCCUAGACUUAAGCUGACAGACCUGAUCAAACAUUGGGCCUGAAGCUUUAAAAAAUUUAAUGUAACAGUUGACAGUUCAACUUGUAUGUAGUAAACAGACAGCCAGCCUUUUUCCAGAGCAAACUAUGCAGAACAUCAUCCUAUCAAGGGAAAACCACACUAGAAAAAAAAUCAACUUGUUGCGAAGAAUGUGAUAUUGUCAGUUUGAGUUACAUUUAUUUUUAUUUAGAACAAUUUAGGGACAAGCAAAUGAUUAGCAGGCAGACAAAAUCCAAGUACAGCUAGAACAGCAACAAGUUGAGAAUUGAAAAAGGGGGAAAGAAAAAGAAGAGGUGGUGCAGCCAACUAACUUGUCACAAUAUUUAAGAGGUUCUCGUGCUACCCUCUCAGAAGAUUUAGCUCCUUUCCUUCUCCUUCCUCUGAACAGAACUACUUGUUCUUCGUCGUCAUCACCAUCAUCAGGAUCUAGAUUUCUUUGCUUGAUUCCUCUUCAGAGUGAAACUAGUUCUGAAGAUUCAGAAACUAAGGUGCUUCACAAAGUUUGGCAACUGAAGCCCUUGCUCUGGAGGAGUUUUUUUGUGUGUGAAAGGCCUCAGCAAUGGCGGUAAAGAUGAAGGGGAUCUUUAAAGGUCUGAGGAUAAUCUCGCAAAUGUUUGCUCAUAAGGAGCAUGAGAUGGAAAUUGGGUUCCCUACAGAUGUAAAGCAUGUGGCUCACAUAGGUUUGGGCACCAGUGACACAUCUCCAAGCUGGAUGAAUGAGUUCAAGUCAAUAGAAGAUAUGUCUGCAGGCUCUCUGAGCACAGCUGGGCAGUCAAGGCAAACUUCUUGGACUUCUACAGACUUUGAGCCAGCAAGAUCCAUGCUGCCCACUGAUAUUAAUUUCCCAGAUAAACAAGAUCAAGAGUCCUCCUCCUGCCCGCCAAGAGGCCCAAGGAAAGCAAGGCGGAAGAAGCCUAGAGAAUCAUCUCCUAACUCUGCAAGAUCAUCUUCCUCGAGGUCAAGAACCUCGUUUGCGACAGCGUACGACGAUUUCAAUGAGUCGCACAGAGGGUUCCGGGUCGUGUAAAAAAAAUGAUGUGUGACCACCUUGCAUAUACAUGUUUCGGUUUAGAGAGGGAGGGAGAUUAUUUAUGAUUUGCUUGAUUCUUUGUCCAUUUUAACGGUGGAGCCAUAGUUGGAAAUACAAAAAAAAAGGAAGUUGGAAGUAAAUUCAUGAUAUUUUCUCAAUGACAUCUCUUGUCACAUUAUCUUUCAAUCCAUAUAACUGUAAAAGAGACCGGUCGGCAUGCCUGCCAAAGUAAUAUCAAUGAUCAUGACAUGGA